CGGGAAUUCGUCCUUCCAGAUCUGUUUCUAGGAUCGCAGUGCCAAUGCGCUUAAGGGUCGGGCUGCUGAUUUUACUAAACCCUGGCAGUUCCACGCGCACCAGAGACCGGUAUGUUUUUGCUACCAAGCGUAAUUAUGCGUGGGUGGGUACGAUUUUGUGUGUGUGUUUGCGCGAUCACUCGCUCGCGCCUGCUAUUCAUAGCCCACCUAGGACUAUAGCAAAACAACAACAACAAACCAUCGUCUUUGGGCGUGAUAUGGAAUGUACCUACUUGCCUGCGCAUAGGUGGAGGGGAAAACGGUUGGGUCCUAAGCAGAUAGCAUAUUUGGAAACGAGUUCAGCCGAAAUCAAGGGGGCAUACUUCCAAAAGGAAUUUAGGACUGGUGUGUAUGUGUGAGAGUACACAGAGAUUUUCUGAGCCGUUGGAUAGUACAAGGGGGAAUUUCUAUAUCCUUCGCUUUGCUUGCUAUAUAAACCACAGCCACAAUUCGUUGGCAUUGCUGGAAUUUAGGGCGAUAUCUCUGCAGCAGGUAUGUAGUCUUACCCUGGGCAUAUUUAACUGGGAAGUGUUGAGUCUUUCGGAGAAUGUGCACAGGGUUGCACCCUUACUUGAAAAUUCUCCACGAGAUCACCUUAAAGUUCUCGUGGAGUUGCGAUUUUAGAAUCGCGCUCGAUCCCCGCCAAUUUUAGCGGAGUUUCCUUCCCAGCAAGGCUCCCUUGAAAGGGCGUGCAAGGCUGAACUUUUAAAUGCAAUGGCGGAUCUCGCAAUCGACUGGACUAAUGCCUGUGUAAAUGUUCGGGGUAUAGCGAGGCAAGAAGUUUCGGUUUCACUGGGUUCUUUUCUGAUCCAUCUCAGAUCAGGUCUGUCUCUGUAUUAGUAUUGCUCUGUGGGCCUGUCUCUUACACCUUACCUGCCUUGAAAACUUCGUAACCUUUCCGUUUUAAAGGCUUUUCAUCCUAACCCUCUUGAAGGGAAAGAGAUUCCCAUUCAUUUCGAAUGCAGCCCUCUUCCUUUCCAGUUUAUUUAACCAGUAGCGAAUCGUAAACGGAUAGAAACUUCGGGUGUUGCUCUCGUUGCCACGCAAGAGAUGGCUGUCCGUGUUAUUCACCCGGGGCCGCCAGGCCUGCAGGAGUUUUUCAGCAGCUCUUCGGGUUUACGUGUUUUUCAUAUCCGUUUUCACUGCUAGAUGUAGGGGAGCCGAUCUAAUCCGAAAUACUCUUGUGCUGCGAAUAUCAGCUGGUUAAAUAAACAGAAGUACUUCGAGCGAACGGGCUGAUUUAAAUCGACCCACAGACAGAUCUCUCUUUGCGCAACGUUGGCACCGAAAGCGCCCGUCUAUGUCUGUCUGCAUGUUCAAAGAGGUGCAGGGGUUUUUGUUUUGUUUUGGAGGGGGAAGUAGCUUCCUUUGUGGGAAUAAUUCAGUCUCUUUUCAGAAUUAGUGUGUAAAUAAUGUGUUUGGGGCUGGGGGAGAGAGGCAGAAGUAGUAGAUGUCCGAAAACUGUUAUAGAUUAGUUUCCAUCUCGAUGACCUGAAAUGAUUAUUUUGAGUCAGCGGGAUCCACUUCCAGUGGCGCUCAGCUUCCAAGUAAUGUGAUCGACGGAGGGAAAGUCAGCAUCUUCAGCCUCAGGCAUUAUCCAGGAACAAUGUAUAUUUUGGAUCGAGGAAAGCGAAGACUGUUGAAAUACUUUGGCAUUCCUUCUGCUUCCCUGCCCCCAGCCAUUAUUUCUUUCCUCAAUCAGCCAUUAUUAUUAUUAUUAUUAUUAUUAUUAUUAUUAUUAUUAUUAUUUAUUUUACCAGUCGCCAUUAGCUGUCCUAGAAUGCGGUUCCUUAUUGCAAUUAGCAAAAGCGCCGUCCAGAACAGGAUACUUUUUAUUUCGUAGGAUUUUGGAUUACAGUUUAGCGGACCAUCGGGGUUGCGAUGCGCGUUUACUCCAAGGUGAAUCCCGUUUAAUAUCGAUGGGGCUUCUCUCUGAGUAAACAUGAGCAAUCCACAGUGCGUUAUAUUCCUCCAAUGGAAGUUGCUGCAAAGUCAUGUGGUUUAGGUCAGGGGUUGCGGUGGUGAUGGGGAGGGAGAGAAUACCCAUGCAUGACAUCAGCAGUCCGAUCCUAACCACGUUUACUCAGAAGUAAAUCCAGCUGUGUUUAGGAUGGCAGCCUCUAAUCCCUGGUCUUCCUUUUCAUUCCCCAAACCAGAUUCCCCAGUGUGGUAAUGCUACUGGCACAGUAAUUUAGGACUGACUUGCGCUUUUUUUUUUAUUUGUCUUGUAAGCUAUGCACUGCGCGCAAACACUUUAAUGGGAUGUCGAAGAGAGGGACAGAGGUGGCUCAAAUAGAUAAUGAUCCCGCAGAGUAAAAGUGACGGUCAUAAUUAUUAUCUAUAUAGCUCCAUCCCCUGAACAGAGUAACCAAGCGAAAUAAGCCACCAAACCAAGAACUGUCCCCUCAAAAAAUGGUCUCUCGUUUUCUGUCCUGCAUCCCCAUUCACACAAGCGGGCGAAACAGAGGGAGAGAGGCACUUUUUAGCGUCAGGUGAGAAGAACCCUCUUGCCUCCCAGGACACCGCCGCUUAAUUUGUGGAUUCAAAAGUCCCUUGGCAUCAGUUUGGUUAUGCUGCUUUCGGUCAGUAAUAUCUCGAAGGCCUCCUAAACCAAGUGACGCUGGCACCUCCAAUUUCUAAGGGCAUCUGUAUAGAACUACGUCCCAUAAAUCUAGAUUCGCCUUGCUUGCAAAGCCUUAGGCUCGAGCUGUUUAUUUAGUUUGGAUUUCUAGAAUUUGGGGGCAUCAGAUGAAAAGCAGUUUGUUGGUUUGCUCUUUUGCUUUCCUCCCUCCAUUAGCCACAAGGAUACCUUUUAAGAUUUUAGCGCCCCAUUAUUUCCUCUGUGUAGGAGGGUGUGUGUGUGUGUGUGUGUGAGAGAGAGAGAGAGAGAGAGAGAGAGACCACUGUCCCAGAAUUGUUUCGCAGCUCAUAACUGCCGCCGCUUGACAGUAGGAGCGAUUUCAAACGGCUGUUGUGAACACUUGAUCCUGGCGAUCUGUAGUAUUCAAAGCUUAGGUGUGGGGGGGGGGGUGCAAGGAGGGGGGAAGGAGAGGGGAAGGGGUUGAUUUCUGGUGUGUGAGCAAACAACUGCGAGGGCGUCCGCGGGGCUUGUCAGCACCGAUUGCACGAUAAAACGUGAUUCUUAUUUUUUUUAAAAAAAGGAAAGCAAGAAAUUAACGAAGCCUGUUUAGCUCGGCUCCGCCAGGCAAAGGCGCAGAGGCCGCUGGAGUCCUUCCAGCGCUCAUUAAGGGACGCAAUUAACUCGUUCACGCUCAAUUAGAGCCGUACAUAACUCCGUUUGAGGAGAUCCCGUCGCACCCUUUGCAGAAAGCGGAAUGCUCCGCGCGGCUGGAGCCAGGAGAGUCGCCCGCCCGCCGGCCACGCCAAUUCCCCUUUCCUGUUUUGUUUCCUCAACACAGGUAGAGGCCACGCUCGAUUUCCUCCUGCGCUGCUCGCAGCAAUGGAAGGGGGCGCGGGGGAGAGAACGAACGAACGAGCAGUGUCCCUCCAGCUUCGAGAGUUUAAGGGGAGACGGUUUAUUUUCUAGUUCUGGCCGGGUUGCUGCUCCAGGCACCCUGGCUUGGGGAAGGAAAUCCGUGGGAUCUCCUUCACGUGUUCGUCUGAAACGACUUUGUUUUUUUUUAAUUUAGCGCGGUGAGCGUUUUUCGUAGGUGACAUAAUAGAAAGGCGCACGACGCACCCCCUGCCCCGAGGAUCUUACAAACUGAACGCAAGCGGGCAGGAGGAAAUACGAAGGUUUCUCAUAACAACCUUGUUAGAUAAUAAAACCACCCCAAUCCUUUAUAAAAUGAAAAACAAAAAUCGAUAGACAUUUAACAGAGACGGUCCUGUGUUUUGGAUGAAUGGCGGGUGCUCCCAAGUGUUUGUGCUUGUUUUUUUAAUAAGGUUGCAAUCGUUAUUUAAGGCAUUGCUAUCCUAGACAUAGCUACCCAGAGAUAGAGCCCAUUAAGAUGAAUUGCAAGUGGUUAUAGGAUCGCUCGGCUUCAAGGGCCUAGAGGAUCUGGAGCAGGAGGAACUUUUUAUUUUUCGCUUCUUGUAAAACGGUCAAAACAAAAAAACUGAGCAUAAAUAGAUUAACCCCCCCCCCGCGCGCGCGCACCCAGACGCAGCACCUCCAUAGAGUUCUGUCCACUCCCAACGCGUUGGAAUCCUAUAGCUGAGCUGACCGUGGGCUUUGCUCGCGACGCCUGUGGCAUUGCUAAUGGAGAGGCGAGCGCGAGUUUUGACUGCUUGGAUUUUAUCAUUCGAAAAGCCAGCAACUUAAUUUACCUCGGCCAUUUCUGCAUGUGGAACUAAUGGGGGGGGGGCCGAAAAGAGCCCAACAUGUUAUUUAUGAGUCGAGUAUUUCAUCUGCAAAUAUCCUCUCCCCCACCCCCCGCCGUUGGGAAAAAAAAAUAGAUACGCCAGGCGCGUGGAUAAUUCAGGCUUAAACUUUAAAAAACAAACUAACCACAAGAUGACCAUAAAAUUAAGGGGAGAGUUUCACUGCAGUCCUGAGACAAGAAUGGCAGCGCGAGGUUUUCGCCCUUGGGAAGAGACUUCCUCGCCCCAGCGAGAAAGCUUAGAAAAAUGCGAUUUCCACUACUAUUUCCAAAACAUAGUGCCUUAGGCUGAUAUGGAUUGGCAGUUCCAAAAGGCCAAAGUCUUCCCGAGGCCUGAAUUGAUCUCAGUGCGUAAAUCCGUUGAGCAGAGUAUAGCUGGAGCGGAGGACACCGCGUGCUGAGAUUCCUGCACUGCAGGGGGUUGGACUAGAUGACCCCCCUGGAACCCCUUCCAACUCUAUAAUUCUAUAUGGAUAGAGUGAGUUUGGAAAGGCCUUUGAUGGAUGUCGGCGGAACUUACCGCCACUUGAACUCCCAGCCACCUUGAAACCCUCUUUCUGCUAGGCUUUCCUUCUUUGACAAGACCUCUGGUUUCAAGAGACAGUUUGCUUUGAAAGUCAGCGAGCUUAUUGCCUCCAACGAGUAACACUCCAUUGCUUCUUGCAUUCUAUCUUAUCUUAACUCAUAAAGGAUGUUACUGGCGCCUUGCGAUCCUAGCGAAGAAGUAACUCCUUUUGAAUUCAGCGGGGCUUACUCCCAGGUAAGUAGAGUUAGGAUGGGCAGCCUUUAAGAUGCAAACCUCGGGCCUGAUUUGGAACACCUCUUGCUAGGACGGUAAGGCUGCAAUGCUAUGGCUGAACACAACUUCGGAGUCAGCAUGCAUCAUAAGAUCGGAGUUGCACGGGAGUAGCGCGCUAAGUAAGAACCGUGGCCUGGCAAGCCACAGAUAGAGCAGUAUGUCGGUGGUGAAGACCGCUUUGGACUCCUCCUCCUCCCUAAUAUUAUUAUUAUUUAUUAUAUUCUAAUUCAAUUACUCCUGAAGCCGGCCCUACAAUGCCAUAAAAAUGCCUAUGCCUGUCCCUUCUUUUUAAAGAACAUUUGGCAUUUUUUUUUCUGUUUGCUGAAGCCUAAAAUUAAGUCCCAGGCAAGCAACGUUCCAGGCAGGUGUUACGUCUGAUCACCUGCAAAGCGUAUGGAGACUCCAAGGCAGCCUUCGCCAGCUUGGGUGAGAGUUAGCUCUCACCUGCCUCAGGCAGAACACCUCUGCUAGCUGCGGAGGGUGGAAGUUGUAGCCCAAAGCAACAAAGUUACAGCAAAAAGGGUGGCAGGGGUGAAGAAACAGAGCGUCCAGAUCUGCUCGCUCAGCUCCAAGCCCCACAGGAGGAGGGAAGGUAUCUAUCUAUCUUCUACCACGUGAGGACUAGGGCACUGAGUCAAAGAGAGAUGGCCUCUCGUCUCUCAAAUACAGGGAGUUACAGGUCAAAGUGACGCCAAUGGACAAAUGCAUUUCAAUUACAUUUUCAUGAAAUUAAUGGGAUCACUCAGUCGGUAGAGCAUGAGACUCUUAAUCUUGGGUCGUGGGUUCGAGUCCCACCUUGGGCAAAAUAGUCCUGCAUUUCAGGGGGGGUUGGGCUAGAUGACCCGCGGGUCCCUUCCGACCUACGAUUCUGUCAAGCAGUUUCCAGUCGUUCGAGUGCGCCUUUGCAUCCGCCGACGCUCUGGAAGGGAAAAGAGGGUUAUGUUUUACCGAGUAAAGGGGGCAUCUUUCUGCACCAGCGUUUUUCUCAAUUCCCCCCUCCCAAACAUCCUCGCAAUUUUUAUUUUUAUUUUAAAGCCGGAAAGUGACUUGAUUUACAAACGAGAGCUCCCCUAAAACAGCCCCCCCCUUGUUAAGUCACACCAGGGAUGCUCCUCCGUUCCUCAUAAGCUUGAGGCGGACAGAAAGCAACGGCUGAGAGGGGCUUGGGGAGGGGCGAGAAAUGAAACUCUGCGUUUCCACAGGGUUGCAGCGCAGAUGUUGCGCAACAGGUUCCACUCGGCCCAAAUCCGGGCUGAACUCCGAAUGCAGACAAACCUUUCUUGCCUUGGCGGGCAAAGUUCCAUUGGAAGCGCAGGGAUUUGGUUGCUAUUGCCAGGAUCAAAAUGCGGGUGGACUUACAGCCCGAAUUUACAGGGUAAGAUUUACACCCCUCCUUCUCUGUAGAUUCCAGUGGGCUUCCUUUCGCAUCCCGGUGGUGACAUCCGUUUGGAAGCAAGUCCAUUGAAACAAAGCCUGCGUGGAUCUGGCUUGGUUUGCAACCUGUUAUAUACCUAUUAGGAUGUGUGUGUUUUAAUAACUAAAUUUAAUUCAAAGGACUUACUUCCAAGUAACCCUGCUUAGGGUCCCAGCUGGAAUUGGGUUGUAAGGAGAAGCUCAGGCCCGGUGGUCAACAAAGGAGCAAACUCCUAAGGGCCGAGGGGUUUUUGGCCUCCCCAAUAAAAUAUUCGAGGGACAUCUCCCCCACCCCAAGCUGAUGGGCAUUGCCAUUCAAACGUGCACUGCAUCAUGCGAUCGAUUAUGCGGGGCGGGGCUUACCUGCGCCACCAAUGUUUUAUUCGUUGGCACCCCUGGGGGGGGGGGUCAACUGAGUCUUCAUUAAUUUCAGAGGGUCUGGUCUGAGUAAGACUUGGUAGAAUGCAACACCUCGGACGGCAGGCUUCGGUUUCAGUCCUAUAACCCCUGUGUAGGGGGGGGCAGGGGGCAGCUGCCCCCUCAGAUCAAGUAAAACAACAGAAAUAACUAACUGACCAAUCACGUGGGUCCUUCCCCCCUCCCCAAAAAAAUCCUGGCUACGCCCAUGCCUGGGAGUAAGUCUCAUUGAACUCAAGGGGCCUCCUUAAUUUUGAGCAGAUACGUCUGGGAUGGUGAUGUUAGACCCACUUACCGAGAGCAGGCGGAACUAUCGAUUCGGAGUGAGCAUGCAUAGGUUGGAUUGCGCUGCGGAACUGCGAUCCUAAGCACGCUUAUCUAGCAAGCUUGUAGGUGGGGGGGGCCCUCACGUCUAGCACUUCAGUCCGAAGCUUAGAAACUGGUCGGAAGCGAUCCCACACUGAAAGCGAUAGGACGGAAGGAUUUCACGGAGUAAAUCAUCGCUGGGAUCAAACUGUAAACGUGCUUAGGAUGGAGUCAAUGGGUUUGUCGGUCCAGGGAAGUAGACUUUCGCCUGCGUUGAAAUCAAUGGGGCCCGUCUUCCCCUUUGGAAGGGGACUCUAGUAAGAAAAGAAGAUGAUGUCCUAAGCUCAGUUGAGUCGCCUAAGGCGCAUUGCAAGGCUUUUCGCUGAUUUGGGGCACGGGCCUAUACGGCAGGUUACCAAGGAAGUAAGUUUCGCUUGAGUCCACGGGAGCUUGUUCCCAUGGGCCUAGUGGGGGGGGGAGCAGAGAGGGGCAACUACCCCCCCAUAAAUAAAAAUACUUAACUAACUGAAGUUCUGCCCGCCUAAGAUAAAUCCUGGCUACGCCCAUUCUUGCCCUCCAAGCAAAGCGGCGCAGAUGGGACUGCGUGACUGCAGAGUCGGUGUACGCAGGCUUACUCCGGAGUAAGUUUCGUUGUGUCCAAAAGGGCUUACUUGCUGCUCCCAGGCGUGUUUGAGGUUGCAGUCUCAGUCGUGUGUGUGUGUGUGUGUAGCAGGGAAGGUUUUAUUUUUGGUUAGCCUGCUGCGUAUUUUUUGUUUCACAAAACUUACAUACCGCUUGAUUGCAAACAACCAACCAACCCCCAAAGUUGUUAAGUCCCCGAGUAGCUGCUUCAAUUUACCCAGCGAGACGUGUCUCCUGAAUUUUUUAUAUAUUUUUUUAAAAAAGAAAGAAAUAUUAUUUUAAACGGGACUCUGUUUAUUGCCACCGAGGGCAGCGGAAAGGUGGUUGAGAACUCCCAGACUCUUCUCAUUUAGGGGAAGAAGGGGGGGGGGCAGCCGAUAAAGAUCUGUUGACAUGAAGCAGAAUUGAAAGGUGGAGGUGACACCGAAAUAAAAGGAUCAACUGGCUCUGCGGUGGGGAGGAAAGUAGAGCGCAAGGGGGGGGUGUCACUGCAGACCUCCAGAGAAUCGUUGGCUUUGAUGUCCUAAAAGGGUCCCGCCACUCGCUUACCCCCCGCCUCAAGCUGCUCGUCCCCUUCUCUGUCUCUUUCCUCGGUUGUAACAGAGGAAAAGUGUAACUUACAGAUCUGGACCAAGGCCAGCAAACUUGUAACAGCCUGAAUCCUCUCUCUUUCUCUCUCUCGGCUGCCCUUUGUUUUUAAGCUAAACUGCUUCUAGCGACCAAAAUCAUUAGCACAAUGGAUGCUAUUAUGAAUCACGAUUUUUCUUUUCUUCCCUCUUCCUUUCAGGGGAACCGGUGAAAGGCCGCUUCUUAUUCGAUUGGUGUGACUUAAAACUUUGAAAGUUAUCUACCUCUCCACUCUUUCUUUCUCUCUACACACACACACACACACACACACACACACACACACACGCGCCCCAGCGCGACAUUCUCUUACAGGGCUAGAUUUACGAGUAACAGAUCCAUCCGGUUAAACCGCAGUCCUUGGAUUUAAAACGAUUAAAAAAAAAAUCAGUUCUGAAAACUGAAGGGUGCAUGCUUAAGCACGUUGACAGUUAAUAAUAAUAAUAAUAAUAAUAAUAUGCUGGGAAAUCCGUACCUUAAACACACACACAUACGGAAGCAAGGCAACUGUUUUUAGUGGAGCAUAAUCCUAGGAUUGGAGCCUUAAUUCUUAGUAAAAGAAUCAGGAUUAAUACACGUGUUUAAAUAAAAUACAAGGACUUUGCUGGGCUGUGAAUCGGAUUUUAAAUAUUUACACAUGGCAAGACAUGGGGAUAUGCCGUAGCAGAGAUUUCUCUCCACCUUCCGAAUUAAACUGCAUUCCAUAAAUCGCCCACCACCAAGCCUUCAAAAUAAGCCUGUAAACCAAAAUACUGAGGCACGAUUUCCGAUCGCAGUGAAUCUUCCCAUUGGACCCUGCACGGAUUCACAUGCUCAAGAGGAGGGACGCGAACGGGUCCAGCAUGUUCGUUCCUUGAAGAAUAUGCCAUUUCUGACGCACUUGUUCAGAAGUUGUCCUAUUGAUUUCACGGGACACGUACUUCCUUGCAAACGGUGCUUAGGAGAUCUGCUAUUAUCGUCUCUCCUGAAAAGGAACAGGAUCCAUCCGCGUGUCAGCUGCCCGGCUCUAUUUCAAAAGUGGCCUAAACAUAAGGAGUUUGAUCAAUAUCUCUUGGUAAUAAGCGGCUGCGGAUGCGAAGAAUUAAAAAAAAAAAAAAAAUUGAGGGGGAGACCUUUUUAAAAACACAGCACCCUGGUCCUUAAACAGUUAAAUUUAACUGAGGGGGUGGGGAGGUUGCAGCGUGUGUGUUUUAAUCGACCGGUAUACCAAAUUUAUCCAAUUAGAAAAGGCAAAUCUUGGCCAAAUGUCACACUCGUUUAUUCUGGGUCACUGCGAUGGAAUUUCUGUAGACUUUCCUUUUCCCUUCUCCCUCCCCCCCCGCCUUUUCUUAAGGCUGAUUUAUGUAAAGUGGUGUGAAAGGUGGACUCAGGGCAGAUAUUUAGUGAGAAGAUCCGUGAACAGCAGAACCGCCAGACAAACAGCGCGUCGCCCUUUAAUCUUCUCGGCUUCGCGUCUGAUCCAUCCCAUCUCAGCUGCUCGUGAACAAUCCCUGCGCUUUCGCUUCGCUCCUUUUUUGCAGCAGUUUGGUGCGCGCGCGCUCUUGUUUCGCUGUCGCUUUGGGUGUGUUUGUGGGGGGAAGCAAACUUAAACAUCAAACUUAGCAACAAUAAUUUUCGAUCGAGAGGCUUCAAAAUCCCUCCCCCUCCACAUUUCUUUUAUUUUGUUUGGCAAGAGCUUUCCAAGCACCCGUGGCGGAGCAUGGGCGUGACGUCACAGGACAAGGCUACGCGUCACCGUUACGUCAAAUGCAAACUAUAAAAGGAACUCGUUGAGUGCUGAGCAGAGGCAAAUGCUCUCUCUGGUUGCAACUUUGCGCUGCGUUGUGGGCACGCGCAGCGCGAUCCUCAGCAUGUUUACUCAGAAGUAAAAGGCCGCAGUUUUGCAGCAGCCGUUAAUUUGCUGCGGGCUCAGAAUAAGUAGCAAGGUCUAAACCCAAACAUGUGCAACGAUCGUAAAUAAGAACCAAGCCCCAUGUAAAUGCAAUUAUAACAUAUUUGGGGGGCUGUUUUAUUUCCCCAAGCACGGAAAGUACAGGCACUCCCGCACAAUUAUCGCCGAAAUACGGUACGUUUUCAGCUGCAGCCUUAAUGCACGUGUUUUAAAUCUCGCAGAAAUCUGCAAGACUUUAGAAGGGGUUGAUUUUUUCUGGAUCAGGCUCCAGAUCCUUAAGCAUCUGAACUCCGUCAUAACUGGUUAAAGGACAGCUUGCCGAGGCCGUCAGCGACCUUUGCAAACCUAACCAUUCCGCCGCACGCAGGACGCUAUUUGAUUGAUGGGCGCUAGUUGAUUGAUGGAAAUCGAAAUCAACCUCUCACUUUGAAAGCGAAGGGCAGCGUUUUGUCCUGCGAGUGCAAUUCUGACCCCAGUCUUCGAAUCUACCCAAGUCUUUUGCCCCUUUCCUAAAACACGCUGCAGGCUUCAAUCCGAGGGCCGAGCGCGCCUAUUGAAAGACAGCCCGCAGGUGUGUGUGUCAAUCACAUCCGUGACCAUUGGGCCCUGGAUUUCAACAACGUGCAUAAAAAGUCCGAUCGUUUGCAGGUUUUAUUUCGUAUCUUAGGAAAGUCAUUCUCCCCCAUCCCCCCAUCUCCUUCCGCUGGAGAAAUGAGACUGAAAAGUACAGCCUUGGCUUAAAACUCCUCCUUCCCCCAGAAUUGACAGAAACACUCUCUAGCUUUUAUAGCUGAUCCGAAAUCAGGGGUGCCAACUUGAGUAAAAAAAAAUUUGGGGGGGAGGGACAGGUAAGUCCUGCCCGAACAAUUGAUCGCAAGAUGUGGUGCACGCACCCCAUUUGAAAAGCAAUGCCCAUCAACUUUGGGGGGCGGCCCCCUCACAUAUUUUAUUGGGGGGGGGCGAAGGGACCUCGGUUCUGCCCCCCUAACAAAAGUCUGACCCCCCAAGAGAAAAUCCUGGCUACGCCCAUGGCCUUAGUCCCAGGGAGUUGACUCCUGUGUCUCAAACACAAGGGCGCACGGGUCGUUCUCCUCGCUUUGUGCACGUAGCUGGAUCCCUAGGGCCGUCCAACAGCCUAGAAAACUCCUCUAAAUUUCCUCUCGCUCUGGUCUAAGGCGACAGUUCUUAAUUUACCAUUGCUAUCAGCUGCCAUCCCAUGGACACUUAACAGGAGGUAAGGAGGCGCCCAUCGAAGUACAGUAGCGACAAGGAGCGCUGACUUCCUUCUGGGCGUGCAUUAGGGUUGCGCGGUCCCAUUCCCUGCCUAGAGGGCUCCUGUUCACCCCUAAGGAAUGGAGUGCGUAGGAGCCAAUUCCUAGGGGCCGAGGGGGUCUUCGCCCCCCCAGUAAAAUAUUUGAGGGGUCCGCCCCCCAAGUUGAUGGGCAUUGCCAAUCAAAUGGUGUGUACCGCGUGAUGUGCAAUCUUUAAUAAAAUACUGCGUGGGGGCCCGAUAAAUCCCGCCCCGAUAAUCAAUCACAUAACGCAACUAUUUAAAUGGCAAUGACCAUCAACUCUGGGGAGCGUCGUCCAUGGGCGUGGUGGGUGGGCAGCUGCCCCCUAAAUCAAGUAAAUAAAUAAAAAAACUUAACUAACUGACCAACCGCAUCGCAGAUAACUCGGUUCUGCCCCCCACAAUGCCUGCCCCUAAAAUAAAUCCUGGCUAUGGCCCAGCCCCCUCAAAUAUUUUUUGGGGGGUCCGGAGCCCCCUCGGCCCAUAGCUGUCAACGUUUCCCUUUUUUAAAAGGGAGAUUCCCUUAUUCCGAGUAGGUUUCCUCGAAAGAAAAGGGAAAAGUUGACAGCUAUGCCUCGGCCCCUGGCAGUUGGCUCCUAUGUAAUCGAUUAUGCGGGGUGGGGCUUGUCCCCCCCUUUUAUUCAAAUUGGCACCCCUAAUGGGGUGUGUGGGAUUUUUGUCUCGUUUUGUAGCAAUGGACGAGGCGAGGGAAGGAGGGGGCCCCGACGCAGAGCUUUGAAGUCAGCUAUGUUAAAUCCUUGUACUCUGCUUUCCGAAGCAAAUUGGAGGUCAGAGUUGAAGCGGAGCGGGGAGCAGAGGAGAGGGCAGAGAAGCCGCGAGCAAAGCGGGGAAUUUCCUGUCUGAAUGAAGGUCCAGACCUUCCAGGUCUUCUCGCCAGCAGCGACACGGACCUCGCGCUGCCUGGUCUCCAAAACCAAACUGGACUCUCACCUUCUCGGGUGGGGCCAAGGGGCGUUGGCGGGUUUGCAGCGCAUCUGUUAGGAUUGGGUUGCGUCCAAAGGUCCUAGGGCCAAUGGGAACAGAACCUGCGUGUUACUAUGCGCCGUUUAGGGGAUGACGCAAGAAAAAAGCAGUUCCAUCAACCCCUUGUUUUGACCAAGAAACAAGGUAUUUUUGUGAUGUUGCCUCUGUAUCGAUGGUGUCCCUUGAGAAGCUGAGUGGCUCUUGUGUUUUUUGGGGAAAAUAUUUUUUAUUAAAGAUUUUACUAAAUUACAAAAGAACAUGCACCCCCCCCAAAUCAUAGAGUCUCUUAGUUACAUUCAGUAUAAGACUCUGCUCUUGUUAAAUUAGGCAAGAGGAAGCUAAUUUUGGUGGAUAAAGAGUAGCAGAAGUUCUACCAUCAAUAAAUCAGGGGCACAGCUAUCCGUACCAACUUCCAGAAGGGGCAUUUCUUCCUAUAUGUAAGCUAGAAACUCCUGCCAAUUAUUAAUGUGGCAAAAACCUUUGGGGACACCAGUUCUUUGCUUCCCAAAUCUCCUGUCUUUCCCUUCUCCUUCGCAAUGGGUAGCACAGGGUCUGAUGCCCAUCAUGAUACAUUUAGUAUGCAAACAGCAGCUUCUUGUGAAUUGGAGCCACAGCCGAGAGUGCCAGUGGUUUCUACAAAAGAUCUCAUCUUGUUCAUUGCCCACUAUUGAGGACUUCUCCCCCACCUCUCUUAGUUUCUGCCCAUCCUUACUUUAUACUUGGGACAGGAAACAUUCUUGCAUGCAUUUUAUACUUUAAAUAAAUCAUUUAAAAGACAAAUAAGAAUACAGUGGUACCUCUGGUUAAUAACUUAAUUCGUUCCGGAGGUCCAUUCUUAACCUGAAACUGUUCUUAAACUGAGGUACCACUUUAGCUAAUGGGGCCUCCCGCUGCUGCUGGCACGCGAUUUCUGUUCUCAUCCUGUUUUUAACCCAAGGUACUAUUUCUGGGUUAGCAGAGUCUGUCACCUGAAGUGUCUGUCACCUGAAGUGUCUGUAAAACGAGGUACCACUGUACACAAUACUUGUAUAGCACUUACAAGUGUUCAGAGCACUUCACAUGCAUUCAUAGAAUUGCAAAGUUGGGAUCAUGAGAGUCAUCUUGUCAUAGGAACCAACUCCUAGGGGGCCGAGGUCCCUUCCACCCUCCCAAUAAAAUAUCUGAGGAGGGCUGACCUCCCAAAGUUGAUGGGCAUUGCCAUUCAAAUGGUGUGAGGGUGCCAUGUCAUAGAAUAAUAGCACUGUAGAGUUGGAAGGGACCUUGAGGAUCAUCUGCAAUGCAGGAAUAUGCAUCUGCCCCAUACGGGGAACGAAUCUGCAACCUUGGCUUUGUCAGCACCUCACUCGAACCCACUGAGCUUUCCAGGCACAUGAACAAUUAUGCAGAAUGGGGCUUACCUGGGGCCCCCAAUAUUUUAUUCAAGUUGGCACCCCUGCAUCUUGUCGAACCCCUUGCAAGUCAGAAAUCUUUUGCCCAACAUGGGGCUCCAACCCACAUGACCCUGAGAUUUAGAGUCUCUACCAACUAUGGGCUAUCCCACUGGUAUCCUUGGAAUCCUUACUAUUACCCCAUGUCGUUGCAGAUGGGGGUGGGUUGCUGAGUCUGAGAGAGAGAGGCUUGUCUAUGACCCCCUCUGGUGAUUUCAUGGUAGAGGUGAAAUUUGAACAAGGGUCUUUCGGAUUCACAGCUUUAUUUGUUCCAUCCAGUAAUCAGACACGUUUGUGUGUGUGUUUCCCCACUCCCUUCUUCCUCUCUUUCUUACAGGCACUUGCCUUUGCUGCCAGGCUUCUCUGCUAUCAUGGGUAGCAAGACUUUGCCAGCUCCAGUGCCCAUCCACCCUUCCCUCCAGCUCACCAACUAUUCCUUCCUGCAAGCUUUCAAUGGCCUGCCCGCCGUGCCUUCGGAACAUCUGCCCAACCUUUAUGGCUUCAGCGCCCUCCACGCCGUUCAUCUUCACCAGUGGACCCUGGGCUACCCGGCCAUGCAUUUGCCUCGUUCGUCCUUCGCCAAAGUGCCCGGCGUGGCCAGCCUGGUGGACGCCAGGUUCCAGCUGCCCGCCUUCCCUCUCUUCCCGCAUGUCAUCCAUCCCAAACACGAAGCUGCCAACAUGCCGCUCAAAGCCAAGCCCCGAUUUGACUUUGCCAAUCUCGCUGUGGCAGCCACUCAGGAGGACCACUCGAAACUGGGACAGAUCGAUAGCCAAGGCUCCCCUCCGGGCCUGGGCUCCUUGCUCGAGGUGACCAAGCUUUCACCGGAGAAGAAACCCACGCGGGGGAGGUUACCUUCCAAAACCAAGAAGGAAUUUGUGUGCAAAUUCUGCGGCAGGCACUUCACCAAGUCGUACAACCUUUUGAUCCACGAAAGAACCCACACGGACGAAAGGCCGUACACAUGUGACAUUUGCCACAAGGCCUUCAGAAGACAAGAUCACCUGAGGGAUCACAGGUAGGCCUGAGCGUUUAAUGGAUCUGUCUCCUGAAGCCCAUCUUAACUGCCAACAAUUACAGAGUCUCAUCUAGUAGCUAUACCCAGUUAUAUGUCGUGCAUAACUGUUAUCACAGACAAAUGAGAUGGUGCUACUUCAGUAAAAAAUGCCCAUUACACAUUAGGUAAUACUUGGAUAUGCUUAAUGGUGACUCUCCAUUGUGACUUUAAUGCUGCUGCUGUUAGUAGUAGUAGUAGUAGUAGUAGUAAUAAUAAUAAUAAUAAUACCCUGACCAUCUAGCCACUCUGGGCAGCUUCCAACACAUAUAAAAACAUAAUAAAACAUCAAACAUAAAAAAAUCCCAAUACAGGGCUGCCUUCAGAUGCCUUCUAAAAGUUGUGUAAUUCUUUAUCUCCUUGAUGGGAGGACAUUCCACAGCACGGGUGCCACUGCCGAGAAGGCCCUCUGCCUGGUUCCUUGUAGCUUCACUUCUCUCAGAGAGGGAACUACCAGAAGGCCCUUGGAGGUGGACCUCAGUUUCUGGGCUAAACGAUGGCGGUGGAGACGCUCCUUCAGGCAGAGCUGGAAAAUCCAAAAAUGUUUCCUAGCUGAAAUUUCAGCUAAGUAACAGACCUGUAAAGUGACGUAUUCCAUCUACUGCAAGGUUGGGAACUAUUUUUCACCUUGAGGUUCAGGCAAGCAAGAGUUCAGUGAUACAUUCCAGCCAGGCAAAAAACAGUUGGGAGAUGAAAUGAGGCAAGUGAGAGGUGUGACCUGGAAAAAGGGUUCGUGGCCUGGAGGACCACAUUCAGCACCCCUACCCCCUGAGUGUGAGGCGCUCAACACCUGCUCUACUAUUACAUCCUGUUUCCUACUGUCAUGCCCAAGCGAGUAAUGAUCUGUGUGAAGGAUCUCAUAUUCUCUUUCUUAUGCAGAAAAUGCAUUUAUUGAGUUUUUUGGGUUUCGUAAUUGCAUAACAUUAUUUCACCAAAGUUCACCUGCGUCAGGGUUGUACCAUUGAUGUUGGCUGGAAGGCUGUUUUCUGAGCAGAUGACCAGGGGUUGCAUCCACAAUCCCCAUGGAGAAUAUCAUGGUGGUCAACAAACAUUCAUUCCUUAAACUCCUCUUCCUGAGGCUCCCUGCCCUGCACAGCUAACGUUUCACUUCCUGGAUCAGAUCCCAGGUGAGGGAAACCCUGUCAGGGGCAGGAGGAAAAGAAAGCAUCAGGAGAGGAUUCACUGCCAAAAUUAUACUUGAUGAUUGUUUCCCUUCCCAAGUGUGAGCACUGCUGAUGCAGGCUGCAGUCCUAUGAAUCUGGGAGUAAGCCUCAUCUAAGCUCAAUGGAAUUUAUCUCUGGGCAGACGUGAAUCGGAUUGGGCUGUUAAAUGACAAGCUAGAGUUGAUUCACCAGUGGAUCAUGCAGAUAAGCAUACCCUCCUGAUGUCAUUGGUCUCCAGCUCCCAUCAGCCCCAGCCAGCAUUGCCAAUGACAAGGAACGAUAGGAGAUAUUGAGGUUGCCGCAUUGGGUAUCCCUGCUGUAGAGUGUGGUAGGGGGACCAAUGGAGAUGCUAAUGGGCUUGGUAGGUCCUAGGUCCUGAUAUCUGAUUUCCUUGACUUAAGUCUUAUUUGGUCUUCUCCUCUAGUGACUAUCACAUGACUUGCCAUGCAAUCAGGGUUCUAAACCAUGUAAGGAACCAACAUGCAUGUAGCUUCAGACCUUUUCCAAUGCAUGGAGGGUGGGGCUGGAGCAGGGUCCACAAGCACUACCCUACUCUUCCCCACAUGAGAUGGCAAUCUCAAGAAGGGACAAUGGCCUUCCUACAUAUAGAUGUACAGAUAACUGCUUAUGCAAGGGAAAACCAACAGAAGUUGAUAGCAGUGGCAAAGGUCCUUAUGAGCAAAGGAAGGGCUUUGUAUGUACCAAGUCAGACCAAUGGUCUACCUAUCACAGUAUAUUGCCUACUUUGGUUGGCAGAAGCCCUCUCCACUGGCUCAGAUGGAGGUCUCUCCAAGCCCACCAACUUAAGAUCCUUCUAACAGCUGCAGAUGUUGAGGGUUGAACCUCAGUCUUCAUUAUGUGCUCUUCUACUCUCAUAGGGCCCCAAACCCUUCUAUCUACUAAUUAUACAAGACAAAAUGAGUGCAUUUACACUUUUCAUGAAUAACAAGCUCACUUGGAUUCCAAGUCUACCCACAGCCUAAAUGAAGCCACGUAUUUCAGCUGAAAUCCUUUUUAGCCCACUCCUGAGCACAUUUUUGUGGAAGCACGUUCCAUUGAGUUCAAUGGGAUUUACAGGAUUGCGAGUUUAGUCCCAUUUAGGAUUAAGGAAUGAAGGAAGAUGCUUAAAUACAGAUAGACUUAGAUAGCUCCUUUGUGGAUCAGGGCAUUUAUUUGUUUAGAACUCUCUGUUAUAUAUAUGCAAUGUUCUUUCCCUCUAUUUUUGCACAGUGAUAUUUUUUUAGGGCAACUCAUGAAUAUUAUGUGCAUGAAACCCACUGAAGACACCAAACGUUUUAGCAGCCUAAUGCCCAGCUAGACUCAGUUCUUGAUUACUAGGACUGCAAUCUUAGUCUGCAAAUAGUCUUAUUUAUUCAGAUAUUAUAUGUAGGUUUGGCAUGCUCAUCGAAUCAAAGCAGGUAGUAGAGAAAAAUAAGCAAAAAAUCUCAUUUAUGAUAAAACCAGUCCCCACCUGGUACUGAUUCCAACAUUUCCAGUUAUUUAUAAUAAAAACAUGUCUAUGCUACCUAUUUAAUCUGAUUUCAUACUGUUGUGUCUCUCAGCCAAGGAACUACGGACAUGGUAGGGACAUCAGAGAAAGUCUCAGCUGCAGGAGUGUCCCUGACAACUUAAAAGUCUCGGGGCAGAUGGCAGCAAGACUUUGUGUAUGCUAAUUUCUAUGCAUAGGUGUACUUUUAGGUUUCUGGGCAAAUAGAGUGGGUCUCACCAGAAUUGCAGUUUGCCACAGCCCUGGAAGCAAAUGUAAAAUAAGGAACAAGAGAUCUGAGACCCCAGGGUAAAAGGAUCAGGCCCUGGGGGCUUUUGACCUUCCCUAAUAACACCCCUGAUCAGCACCCUGACAAAUUAUGCUAACUACAGUUCUCUAGAAGAAGCUGUGACAGUUAAACUGGUUUCAAGCCAGUUUAAAUGAGCAGUGUAAAUAUGUGCCAAGGUACCAACCUAGAUUCAUGGCAAACUCAUCAAUGGGACAGUCCCUUUGUCCUCUGAAAGGAUCAUAUCCCCCUAAACAUCAUAUUCAUUCUACUUUCAAUGUUUCAGGACUUUCCCAACAAUUGUUUUCCCCCUCUGUUUUAUUGCUGACAAUUAUUUUGUGCAGGGAAGCAUGAGUGAACUUCUGAAGAACUUAAAAAGAAAGAAAGAAACUGCAGCACCCAGUAAUAGAUCCCAUAGGAUUGAAGCUCUACUUAUUUAAUUUAUAGACUGCCCUGCUACAGAAGCUUUAUAACAAUGCAUUUAGUUAAGGUGAACUGUAAGUUUACGAUGGUUCUCAUCUUACACCAGGGGCAGAUGCCUGUAUGUUUUCUGCUGUGGAGCUAAUAGUGGUUUUCAAUCCCUUUCUCUCAUCACUGCUGCUUUGAUCAAAUCUGGAGCUCUGUUUUGGGAUAAAAAGAAAAGUAUUUGGAGAUCUGAACACAGAUUUCCCAUGGUUCAUCUCCCUUUAUCCAAGGCUAACUGGAUAGUCCAUGUACAAACCAGGGAUUUCAACUCAAGGGGCACAAACCAAAAUAUAGUUAUAGUUUGUGUGCUUUUUUAGGGUUUAACCAGACAUCCAUUUCCCUGAAAGUAAGCCCCACUGAACAUAACAGGACUUACUUCAGUUAAAUACAGGAUGUACAUCCCAAGUCUAUUGAAAUCGUUGGAAGCUGUGUGCAUUUAUCGUGUGCUAAAUUGCAGCUGAGCAUUUCAAUCCAAUUAUCUCGUGUAGGCAAGGGAGCUCUGGUUGUGUUUGAUCCCAUUCAGUUCAAUUGAGAAGAUGCCUCCAAAAACAUCUCCCGUUGAACCUGGAGAACAACUAUAUAUUGAUGUGAAUGGAAAAACUUCCAUGUACUGAAUUCUCCAUGAUAUACAGAAGCACACAGGAGGCUCAAAGUGGAAUUUCCAGGUCCAUAUGCCCUGCUAUUAGAUUUUUCUUCAACAUAUCAUUGUUCCCCUUUGAGAACUUUCACCAAAACUUUGACCUUCCACUUGUACACUGUAGCAAGUUAAGACAGAAAUGUAUGUUGGUCAUCUGAUCAAAUCUAAAAUCUCUCUCUCUCUUUCUCUCUUAUUUUCUCUCCCCAGAUAUAUCCACUCUAAAGAAAAGCCCUUUAAGUGCCAAGAAUGUGGGAAAGGAUUUUGCCAAUCCAGGACUCUAGCUGUUCACAAGACACUUCACACACAAGUAAAGGAACUUAAACCUUCGAAAAUGAAAUGCUAAAGCUUCUAGCCCCCAUGAACUUCACCCCACACCCGGCAUUCCGAAAUUUAGACCAAAUUCUUGACAGAGACGUUGUGGAGCACUGAACACUAUUAAUUUUAAAUUUGUUAAGAAAAGAAAAACUCAUCCCCUCUCUGCAUACAAACGCAGCCAGCCUUCCCAAAAACCCGGGUGCUUCCGAGUUACACAGAGGAGUGUAAACCUUGCAUGACUCUGCUAAACUUUACGUCAAAAGGUGGUGCUCAAGUAUUGGAGAGAGGAAUUUUCAUUGUGUUACGAGGCAAACAACACCCUAAAUAGCUUCCUGAAGUUUUUGCUUUUCUUUAAUUUUUAAAAUUUUUAUCCUUUCUGUAUGCUUGUGUGUGAUUGUUUAAAAGGCUUAUCGUUCAUCAUACUUCCAAAGAGAAAAUCCGGAAGAUGGUUAAAGAGAAAUCGGCUUCAUGUUUUAGGCACUGCUGAGAUGAGAAGGAAGAUCACUGAUAAACUCUGUGCUUGAAAGGAAGCGAAUGACCCUCCCAUGUAAUGGAUCUUGCUGUUCUCUACAGAUUUUUAACACCCAAGUCUUCCCAUCAGUGGGUCUCCUUCCUGCGCACUGGCAAACAUCCUGGGGUUUCUGUUUGUUUGUUUGUUUGUGGUCUAGUGCCUUGGGAGUGGUUUGUCACUGGUGGAUUUAUUUAAACAAAGCAAAACAUAAAAACACCGAAAGUGGGCAAAAGUUGACAACAAUAAAUCAAAGUGACUGCUGUGCCCAGUAUGGUCUUAGUAGUACUUUCAAGUUAGCAUGUGUCUGGAUGGGGAGUGAAUGGAAUUGAUGGGGUGGGGUGGGGGGCAUUUGACAAAUCUCAGCCUGAGAGUUUUAUCCCCAGUUGUCUUUCCCACCCUCCUUAGCAGUGUAAAUAAUAAUAAUGAGACAUUCCAAUAUGUUUUUGGUUAAAGUUAUUGCUAUUUGGCACUUUAUGCUGAUUCUUGAUAAUGAACAUUUAUCACUGGAUUUAUUUGUGUGCGUGCGUGUGUUUUUUUUUAAGUAUUAAAAUAAAUUGGCAUUUUACAGGCAAA
This is a messenger RNA of Podarcis lilfordi (Lilford's wall lizard), 20666 nucleotides long. NCBI's taxonomy places the organism in Eukaryota, Metazoa, Chordata, Lepidosauria, Squamata, Lacertidae. The record is from the annotation of a GenBank genome assembly.